Tribolium madens (black flour beetle) is the source of this 2917-nucleotide messenger RNA. RefSeq names its product spondin-1. Lineage: Eukaryota; Metazoa; Arthropoda; Insecta; Coleoptera; Tenebrionidae. Gene Ontology annotation, biological process: cell adhesion. The transcript is spliced from 11 exons. Gene Ontology annotation, cellular component: extracellular matrix. Gene Ontology annotation, molecular function: serine-type endopeptidase inhibitor activity. The record is from RefSeq and is a predicted model, not a curated record.
UAAUAGUGGUGUCGGCGUCGCGACGCUUCAGUUCCACGUCGUUGUACCACGGGGAAAGUCGACGCUUGCACUAGGAAACGCGCCAAACAUAUACGAGUGCCGCGUAUGGAAACAUGAUUACAUUUUGCAAAAUGCUGAAACUGGUCUGGUCUUGCUUAGUAUUCAGCGCUGUGGUCGGCAGCAGUCGUCUCCAGUGCAACAGGACCCUGGAAGGAGUCUCGCCGAAACCAAAUCCUGGUCACUUCCAAAUUGAAAUCUCCGGAAACCCCGCCACUUACGUUCCGGGAGAACAAUACACCGUAUUUUUACGCGCGACAACUGACGAAAAAUUUGCCGAAUUCAUGUUAAGCUUCGAAAAUGAAAAACGCAAAUCUCCGAGUCCCUCAAUCCAAUUAUACGGCGAUUCCUUGACGAAAUUCAGUGAGGAAUGUUCCAGUACUGUAAUCUCGGCCGAUUCACAGUCCAAAACCGAAAUCCAGGUAUUGUGGCUGGCUCCGGCUUCCGGGACCGGUUGUGUUACAUUCAAGGGGGCUGUCGUCAUUUCCGAUGAGGUGUGGUACGGGGAAGAUGGGUCUCUCACUAAAACACUAUGUGAAAAUUUGCAAGAGAGCGAUAAUAUCCAGCCCGUUAUUCUCAAGCACUGUUGUGCGUGCGACGAAGCGAAAUACGAGGUGACUUUUGAGGGCCUCUGGUCGAGAAACACUCACCCGAAGGACUUUCCCUCCAACGGAUGACUAACCCGCUUCAGCGACAUCAUCGGGGCUUCACACACCGUGAAUUACACCUUUUGGAGAUACGGCGAUAUUGCCAGCGAAGGCCUUCGACAACUGGCAGAAAAUGGCAACACAAGGAUGCUCGAAAGCGAAUUAAAAGCAAAGAGCGAUCACAUAAGAACCAUUAUUAAAGCGCGAGGUAUAAGUUAUCCGAAUAUUACAGGGAAAACAUUUGCGGUGUUCAGGGUUGACAAUCGACACCAUCUUAUGUCUAUUGUCUCAAUGAUUGAUCCUUCGCCCGACUGGAUUGUCGGAGUUUCUAGUUUGGAGUUGUGUCUACGGAAUUGUUCUUGGGUAGAAUCAAAGAUAUUGAAUUUGUACCCGUGGGAUGCGGGCACCGAUGAUGGAAUAACAUACAUCUCCCCUAAUCAGCCAUCCUCGCCUCGCCAGCCCAUAAAACGCAUAACAGCGACCAGUCCAAAAGAUCCUCGUUCCCCAUUUUACGACAAAAGCGGUGCCGAGAUGAAACCUCUAGCCCGACUCUAUUUGUCCCGUCAACGCCUCUAUGAGAAAUUAUGCGACCCCUCGAUCGCCGAAGACUACGACGACAGCGACGGCUGCGAGACCGAGGAGUGGUCCGAUUGGUCCCCGUGCUCGGCCACCUGCGGCCGCGGGGUCAAAUACAAGCAACGUCGAUACAAAAAUGAGGAAAGCAAAUACGUCUGCCACAAGAAACUGACUGAACGUGCAGGAUGCGAAGCUGUGCAGAAAUACUGCCCGCACCAGCCGGUGCGCGAGGUGCAAGACCCCAAGUGCGUGCUGGGGGAAUGGAGUGAGUGGUCCAGCUGCAGUGUCACCUGUGGGAGAGGCACCAAGACGCGCGAUAGGAAGUACAAGAAUAGACUUGCGGCGAAGAGUUGCGCCGCGUCGAAGGUUAAUCCCCCGAAGCUGCAGGAAAACUUGGAGUGCUACGGGGAGGGAAAGUGCGAUGAUUUGGAAGAGGAAGUGGUGGAUUGUCCGCAGAAACCCUGGAGCGAGUGGUCGCCUUGUUCGGUGACUUGUGGUAAAGGGUUUAAAGUGAGGUAUAGACUGUCUUUACAAUCGCAGAAUUGGCCGUUUGUUCCCAAUUCGGGAAGUUACGACGAAACCGAGGAAUUUGAUGAGGAUGAUCCGUGUAGCCACCAGAAAGUUAAGGAGACGGUAGAAUGCUUCCAGAAGUCGUGCGAACACGAGGAAGAGCUGCCCGAGAAAGGCUACGUUUGCAGUUUGCCCAAAGACGUCGGGGCGUGCAAAAGCAACACUGAUAGAUGGUACUUCGACAACAUUAAGGGAAAUUGCGAGAUAUUUAGCUACAGCGGUUGUGAUGGAAAUUCAAACAAUUUCAAAACCCUCGAGCAGUGUCAGAAAGUUUGUGCGGACUACCAAAAAGAAUUAAUCGCGAACCUUACGGCUCAUAAACGCCAACUCGACGUAACAAUUUCGGGGGUUCUUUCUUACAACGUCCAGAACGACGCAAUCAAUGCGCCCUCGCAUCGACCCUACACUCAGAUAAAAGUAAUUAAUUCGACAGACUGCGUUCUUACCAAGUGGUCCAGCUGGAGCCACUGCAAUAUCACAGGGCAUUGUGGUAACGGAUAUAGGACGAAAUAUAGACAAAUCAAAGUUCACCCGGCUGAUGGCGGGAAGCCGUGCUCCAAGAGAUUAACGAAGAAGAAAAAAUGUCACGUUUUAUGCACCAACGAUUUGAAAACCAAAUACAAUUUUAAUACUUUUGAUAACAUUAGGGUCGAUUGCGUCAUGUCGCCGUGGACGAAUUGGACCAAGUGUGACCCUAGAUGUUUCAAAGAACAGUUCCAAGAAAGGUACAGACGCGUGCUCGUACAUCCCACCCCCAACGGGACACCCUGCUCUGCGAAAGUCGAAAAAAGGCGUUGUUUUUGCAAAGGACACUACUAAUUUUUUACUGCAUAUCAAGGGCAACGAACAGUUGAAAUUAGAUAUAAUUAGAAUUUAUUUAGUAAAAAUUGUGACAAUAACAAAGAUAUCAAAUAAAUUUCAGUCACUUUAUGUAAAAAGUACCAAGAUCGUUUACAUAUUUCAAUUUUAAUCUUUUCUAGAGGUAGAUUUAAUUGUAACAUUUAUUUAUUUAUUAAAUUUUUGUAAUCUGAAUGGAAUUAUUCCUCUAAUAAAAACAUUUAAAUUUU